UGUGGAAUCCCGCGAAGCGGAAUUGCUGGCGGAUUCGGAUUCCCGUACUUCGAUACCUGUCCUCCAGCUCACGGCACCGGAGUGAAACGCGACCGCGCUUGCGGGGAACGCAAGCUUGGCCGGUGCGCUGUCCGUUCCGAUGGCCGACACCACCGAUCAAGACGGGGCCGCGGCCAGCGACAGCCAGCCUUCCAGGCCGCCCAGCUCGGGAUCGAAGAACGACCCCCGCGAGACCAGCGACAAGGAGUCCAUCGACACCGACCAGCCCGAGCCCGAGCCCGACCCCGAACCCGAGCCCGCGUUCCCCCUGCUGCAGAACAACGCCAGCAGCGUAGCUCUCCCGCAGGCGGUCCCGGCGCAGCACCGCGCGGCCGAGGACGACAACGACGAGGAGCCGGCGGUGGCGCGGCCCUUCCACCGGACCACGGGCCUCGAGUCCUCCGCGCGGCCGUCGACGCCGCCCGACGAGCAGGCGCCGGCGCCCUCGGCCUACAAGAUGCACAAGUUCACGCUGUACGAGACGGCGAGCCGGUACUACAUCGUGGGCGGCGAGGUGACGGAGAAGCGGUACCGCAUCCUCAAGAUCGACCGCAACACGCACGACUCCGACCUGAGCAUCACCGACGACGGCAUCGUCUACACCAAGAAGGAGAUGAACUCGCUGCUCAACACCAUCGACGACGGCAACGUGGCCACCGGCGGCAUCAAGGAGCGCUGCACCACCUGGGGCAUCCUCGGCUUCAUCAAAUUCACCGGCCCCUACUACAUGCUGCUGAUCACCCGCAAGAGCACCGUCGCCAUGAUCGGCGGCCACUACAUCUAUCAGAUCGAGGACACCCGGCUCAUCCCCCUCACCCCGGCCAAGUACAAGACCGACGCCCGCCACGUCGAGGAGCAGCGCUUCCUCAACAUCCUCACGAACCUCGACCUGACCCGGUCCUUCUACUUCAGCUACUCCUACGACAUCACCCGGACCUUGCAGCACAACAUCACCAAGGAGAGGACCGCGUUGCUGAACGGCCUCGCACCGGGCACCACGUACGGCGAUUACAACUCCAUGUUCAUUUGGAACAGCCAUCUGCUGCGCCCCGCCGAGGAGUCUCUGGCCCAGCCUUUCGACUGGUGCCGUCCGAUCAUACACGGCUACAUCGACCAAGCGGCUAUCUCGAUCUACGGCAGGGUCGCCCACAUCACCAUAAUCGCGCGGCGAUCGCGCUACUUCGCCGGCGCUCGGUUCUUGAAGCGCGGCGCCAACGACCUGGGCUACGUCGCGAACGACGUCGAGACCGAGCAGAUCGUCUCCGAAGCGCAGACCACCUCGUUUCACUCGGCCGGGCCGAAGCUCUUCGUCAACUCCCAGUUCACGUCCUACGUCCAGCACCGGGGGAGCAUCCCCCUCCACUGGACGCAGGACAACACGGGCGUGACCCCCAAGCCCCCGAUCGAGCUUAACCUCUUCGACCCCUUCUACACCGCCGCGGCGCUGCAUUUCGACAACCUGUUCGAGCGCUACGGGUCGCCCGUCUACGUGCUCAACCUGAUCAAGGCGCGGGAGCGGACGCCGCGGGAGUCCAAGCUGCUGCACGAGUACACGAACGCUAUCGACUACCUCAACCAGUUCCUACCUGACGGUCACAAGAUCAUCCACAAAGCUUGGGACAUGAGCAGGGCGGCUAAGAGCAAGGACCAGGACGUGAUCGGUACGCUCGAGAACAUCGCCGAGUCCGUCGUCACGGCGACCGGCUUCUUCCACAACGGCGACGGCGACGUCACGCCGAUCCGGGCGCAGAACGGUGUCGCGAGGACGAACUGCAUCGACUGCCUCGACCGCACCAACGCGGCCCAGUUCGUCAUCGGGAAGCGCGCGCUCGGGCACCAGCUCCACGCUCUCGGCAUCAUCGAGCACACCACGAUCGAGUACGACACCGACGCGGUGAACCUCUUCACCCACAUGUACCACGACCACGGCGACACCAUCGCCGUCCAGUACGGCGGGUCCCAGCUCGUGAACACGAUGGAGACGUACCGCAAGAUCAACCAGUGGACGAGCCACUCGCGCGACAUGAUCGAGAGCUUCAAGCGCUACUACAACAACUCCUUCCUCGACAGCCAGCGCCAGGAGGCCUACAACCUCUUCCUCGGCAACUACAUCUUCUCGCAGGGGCAGCCCAUGCUGUGGGACCUGUCGACCGACUACUACCUCCACCACGCGGACCCGAGGACGUGGCUGCAGAAGCGGAAGCACGACUACAUCAACUGGUUCACGCCCGCGUACCUGGAGAAGAAGACGGUGCCCCGCUACGUGGCGCCCAAGGGCGAGCUGGCGAGCAAGCCCGUCUCCUUCUUCGACGACUACUGGCUCGAGUACUACCGCCCGUCUACGCUGUCGUCCUUCCCCAAGAUGUUCUCGUACAAGAUGAAUUCGACCAUCAAGUACAUACCCUUCAAGUCCGCCCAGGAGGGCAGGUACGACCUGAGUCCGUUCCGCGUCCGCACCGACGGGGACUCCGAGAUGUCCGAUCGGUGGAGGCGGCCCGUAGUAGCCAAGAAGGAGGUGACCAUCGUCGACCCGGCAGAGUCCGUCCAAUCGCUCGACGAGGACUCCGAAUCCGUCAUGACGGAGCGGGCCACCGUCCGGGGCAUCUCCAUCCAGCGCUGGCUCCAGCCGAUACAGCCGGACAGGGGCCCCACGAUCCGCCACAGCAUCAUGAAGGACUCGGCGGGCCAGGACUACGCCAAGCCGAAGCAGACGCCGCAGGAGAAGUCCAAGGCGGCGCAGUGGACAUUCGCCAACAUCGUGCAGGAGUCGCUGAACCCGUCGGUGAGCGCGCAGGAGGCGGAGGACUACGCGCGGUACAUCAGCCACCCGCAGAGCCUCCCACUGGUCGUCUCGACCGAGGCGCCGCCCGACAUCGACUCGUCCGAGUACCAGGAGUACCUGAACAGUAGCAGCUGGCUCGCCGAAGGGCCGAUGACCUCGUACGGGGGCGCCGGCGGCGGCGGUGGCGACGACGACGACCCCGAGGGCUACGCUGACCUGCUGCGGAUCGGCGAGAACCCGCUUACUGUGACGGACGAGGACCUGCCCAAGAAGCGGUACAAGGCGUACGGGAAGUGGCUCCGGGGUAAGUCGCUCUUCAAGCAGCAGCCGGUAGAUUGAGAGGUGCAAUGCAUACAAGUAGGUGUCUGUAGGCGACGGAUUAGGGCCCCCCUUUAGACCCGCACCUAUCUCUCCUCUAUGUGGACACGAGUAUGUAGAGAGGAGCUCUAACUGUGCGUUAUGUGGGAUUACCGACGUCUCUCGCAAAAAGUUUGCCCAACCGCGGCUCCGUCUCGAUAAGCGGGGUGACCCGCGCGUCCAUAUCGUCGCGCGCAACCGCCUUCAUCACCGCCUGCAGCAUAUUGGCGGCGGCGGCAAGUUCUAUCUCAAUAUCGCUCCUGCUCGCGAUCGGGUCCUGUUGAUCCUCGAGGUUAAGCCAGCAGAGCGCGAGGGCCUUAACGAUAUCGUUGCAGUAGCGCGGCACGCGCGGCCAGCAGGCGCGCAGAACGGCGCGCAGCAAGCGCGCGGCGGUGAGGAGGGACGGCGGGUGCUGAGGCCCGAAGGGGUCGCUCAGUAUGGUCGAGAUCAUAGGGAUGAUGUCCUGGACAAGAGAGUUAAUAAUAAAGAGUGUAUACAUUUGUGAGGUAGUGAGAAGGCGCGGGAGUUAAUUGAUAUAUCAGGGACAAGGUGUAAUCGGGGGUAAUGAAGACCGUAUAAUACGUAUACGUUAGGAAUUGGCAAAGAAUACAUGACCAAGCUGAUACAAAGUUGAAAGAAAGUAAGGUGGACAAGCAACGAGAAGAGGCUGAGUUUGCGUGUACGUGCCUUGAGGUGC
Messenger RNA from Durotheca rogersii, 3875 nucleotides. Its product is annotated as SacI homology domain-containing protein. Gene Ontology annotation, cellular component: intracellular membrane-bounded organelle. The transcript has a single exon. NCBI's taxonomy places the organism in Eukaryota, Fungi, Ascomycota, Sordariomycetes, Xylariales, Xylariaceae. Gene Ontology annotation, biological process: phosphatidylinositol dephosphorylation. The record is from RefSeq and is a predicted model, not a curated record. Gene Ontology annotation, molecular function: phosphatidylinositol-3,5-bisphosphate 5-phosphatase activity. The coding region runs from base 140 to 3160 and encodes 1006 amino acids.